GCAGUCCAUUCAAGAGCUCAGGCAAGAUCUCUGAGUCACAUGUAAUAGAAUUAAACUAUUAGCUCUCGCCCUAGCUGAACAGCCUUGAGCCUUGUCUUCCUCCAUGCCAGAGGCCAGAGCAUGGCUCACUGGUGUCUGGCAGCAUGAGGCUAGCCCAGCCGGACAUGGUGUCUGCAGCCCCUACUGAAGUGGACAGGCUGGUUUGGCCAUUAGCGGAUGGAGCAGACAAGAGCCCACUAGGGGUCCUCAGCACCACAGAGCCACUUCUUCGACUGCAGAGGACACAGAGAGUGUGGGAGGUCCCCGAGCUGGAUGCUCAGCAUGCCAAGGCCUUUCUAGAGCUGUGGCCACUGGGGAGCUUCCUGGUCAUCGGACAUGACCCUGGCCAGGUCCUGAUGUUGAAGGCAGGACCUUCGUCAGGAGAUAUCAACACAUAUCAGAUUCAGAGGUUUCCUGGAGGUGUGUCCCUGGAAUCCUCCAAUCUCUGCAUGCCCGACUGUCCCCAUCUCCUGGCCUUUCUGUCAGCCAGCAGGGACGUUUUGCCAAGGACCCUGAUCUUGCCCAUGCCUACUGUGGGGGCUGGAGAUAAUCACUCAGAUCCCCAUCGGCUUGGCUGCAUCCAGGUGGACACCUCCGGGAGGGUGCUGUCUGUAGUGAACCAGCUCUACCUGGAGACACAUGGAGGCUGGGGAACAGAGACUCCACAGCAAACAGAGCCAGAGACUGGCCAGAAAUACAGUCUAGCCCCCAGGAAGCCCACCCCACACCGGGUCUCCUGGGUGGAAGACCCUUUGAGACCGGAAGCUCACCAUACUGGACAGGAAGUGCAUCAUCCUGGAGCAGACCCUCACUCCCUUGGGUCGGAAGUGCACUUUUCCUGUCCUGCUCUAGAAGAGGAGGAAGUGAACAACGACUGCUACAAAGAUGAAGAGGAAGGCUGCGAGGAUAUGCUCACUGCCCACAUCCGUGCUCUGGCCAGGGCCCGGAGCAGCUAUGUAGCCGGGCAGUACCGAUGCCUUCGGGCACGCCUCAUCUCAGAUUCUGGAAAUCCCUACCGCCCAGGGGACCCGGCCACAGAGCUGCUUCAGGAUGUGCGCCAGCUCCUCACUGACCUCCAGAAUUACCUGGCAAAAGACCCCGACGUCAGAGCUGUCUUUGGGAACAGGGGACCUAGCAUCCCUCGGGAAGAAGAUCUUGGCCCCGCUGUGGAGGUGGCCCUGUGUCGAGCGGUUUUAGAGCCCCUGAAGCCCGCCCUGUGGACCAAACUCCGAACUCUCAGAGCCCAGGAACUACGACGACUGCGCAGGCGCCAAAUAGCCUUGAGGGUAGGAGCGGGGCCUGAGGGACAGAGCCCGGCCUUGCGGAACCGUAUCCACGCACGCCUCGCUCACUUGCAUGCGGCGUGUGCCCCGCGCCGCAAGGUGGCGCUGUUGCUGGCGGUGUGCAGCGACGUCUACGCGGGCCUGGGCGGUGGCGAGAAUAAAGAGCCCCUAGGGGCCGACGCCUUUUUACCUGCCCUGACCGAGGAGCUGAUCUGGAGUCCACAUAUUGGGGAAACACAGCUGGAUGUGGAGUUUCUUAUGGAGCUCUUGGAUCCAGGGGAGUUGCGAGGAGAAGCUGGGUAUUAUCUGACCACGUGGUUUGGGGCUCUCUACCACAUUGCUCACUACCAGCCAGACACUGGCCGUGCACCCCAGGGGCUCAGCUCCGAAGCCCGGGCCUCCCUGCGCCAGUGGCAUCGAAGACGGACACUGCACCAGCAAGCCCAGCCCACAGCCCAGGCCAACCAGCCUAUUGAGGAGCCAUGGGCAAUAGGGGACCCAUGAUAAUUGGAGUUCUCAAACCCCAGUCACUUCUGAACCUUUUGACCCACUCCUCUGCUAAGCAAGAUUCUGGAGGCAUCUGGGUCAGCACAGAGGGGCAGGGCAGGAAAGGAGACGUGCCUCCUGCAAUGUCUUUGCUUCCUCCUCUCGUCACCUCCUUCUGGUCUGUCCGGAUGUUACCUCAAUGAGGCUCUACCCCAGCAAACAAAACCCACGCCCAGCAAGUACUACAACUACAGCCCUCUCGCCUGAAUCUCUUUGGGGCAGGUAGAAUAAAGGCACAGUCCCCAAAGGUGUCUUCAUCCUGAUCCUAUCUGUGACUGUGACACUUAACUUGGUCAAGUGAUCGUUACAAAAAUGACAGCAUGUCUGGACCUGAGACGGGAGAGCUUAUUCUGGAUUCUUCUGCGGCUCCUGUAGUUAAGAGGGUGGCAGAGAUACAGGGACCAUCAUGAGCUUAUGCCCCCAGCUAUACAGCAGAAUGAGGUGGGAAAAUUACUUGAGGCCAGGACCAUGAGGACACUGUGGCACUGAAACAUAGUAGGUGUUCAGGACAGUGGCACUGAAACAUAGUAGGUGUCUAGGAACACCUAUGUGCCUUGAAAACAUAUCACUCCCUAAUCUCUUGUGACCGUAUUUGGCAAAAGUGUUUGUGCACCUGAAA
Messenger RNA from Mus caroli (Ryukyu mouse), 2487 nucleotides. It is a transcript of the gene Rinl, whose product is annotated as Ras and Rab interactor like. Lineage: Eukaryota; Metazoa; Chordata; Mammalia; Rodentia; Muridae. Gene Ontology annotation, cellular component: endocytic vesicle; cytosol. The record is from RefSeq and is a predicted model, not a curated record. Gene Ontology annotation, biological process: vesicle-mediated transport. Gene Ontology annotation, molecular function: guanyl-nucleotide exchange factor activity; small GTPase binding.